UGUUGCACACACCAGAAGCCAUUCUCGCCCAACUUCAAGCAACCGGCUCCGCGUACUCCGAGAACAAGCCGGGGGCCGGGAGCAACUCCUAAAUCUUGCCCAUUCGUUGAUUUCAAGCUUGGAGCUUCCAAGCGAAGCUAUCCAGCGAAUGGGCUGGGCUGAGCCCGCAAGAGCCGCACACUGUCGCAUCGCAGUCGACUUGGGGCUAUUCGAAUAUUUGAAAGACGGUGGCGAGUCAGGAAUCAGUGGGAAAGACUUGGCCGCGAAGGCGGGUGCCGAUGAGACUCUGAUUGCAAGAACCUUGAAGCAUCUUGCUGCUAUGAAUGUCGUUGCCGAGACGGGUGCUGAUAAGUAUGUCGGGACGCCCCUGAGCAACGCUCUGACGGAGCCGAAGUACCAAGACGGUAUUAUUUACACAUACGACGUAGCCGGCCCAUCGUUCCGUGGCCUACCAGAGUACUUGAAGAGCAUCAAGUAUGCGCUUCCAACGAAGCUAACAGACGGGCCAUUCCAGGCCGCUCAUAAAACAGAGCUUCCAUUUUUCGCAUGGCUGGACCAGAACCCACCAUACUUGGAGAAAUUUAAUAACUACAUGUCGGCAUACCGCGCCAGGAAACUUUCAUGGAUUGACCAAGGCUUUUACCCGAUCGAGGAGCGUCUUGUUGAAGGCUUCGAUGCUAAUACUGGUGGCAACGACGUGCUCCUCGUUGACGUUGGCGGUGGCCUAGGACACGACCUACGGGAGCUGAAAGAAAAGCACCCCUCACUUCCUGGUAAACUCAUCCUGAAGGACCGUCCCGAAGUCAUCUCGGCCGUUUCUAGCGGAGGGGUGUUUGAAGCCACCGCUCAUGACUUCUUCACCCCCCAGCCUGUAAAAGAAGCCCGAGCGUACUACCUACACUCUGUGCUUCAUGAUUGGGGCGACGACGACUGCGUUCUCAUUCUUGAGCAGCUACGACCUGCGAUGAAAUUGGGUUAUUCGAAAUUGCUUGUGAAUGAGAUUAUUGUCCCUGAUCGCAACCCGACAUGGCCCGUCACCUCCAUGGAUCAGCUAGUAUUCGUGCUUGGCACCAUGGGGGAACGUACGGAAGCACGCUGGGUGGAUAUUCUAAAGCGGGCUGGCUUUAAAGUUGUGCAGAUAUAUAGCUACGAGAUGGGAUCUGAAAGCCUUAUCGAGGCGGAGUUAGCAUAGCGAAGAUCGAAGGGUCCCUAUUUAUGCAGGCACUUAACGAAAUGAAAUGAAUACGAAAGGUACCUAGGGAGCAGGAGGAUACAGCCAGCGCGGAUAGGUAGGAGGUGCAUAA
Molecule: messenger RNA, 1304 nt
Organism: Daldinia decipiens
Lineage: Eukaryota; Fungi; Ascomycota; Sordariomycetes; Xylariales; Hypoxylaceae
Product: putative O-methyltransferase
Exons: 5
Coding region: 149-1192 (347 amino acids)
Molecular function (GO): O-methyltransferase activity
Source: RefSeq, a predicted model, not a curated record